AUGGGAUCCGACGCGUCGGAGGUGUACGUGGGCAGCAUCGAUCAGGGCACCACCAGCACUCGCUUCCUCAUCUUCGACAAACAGGGUGAGAUCGUCGCAUCUCAUCAGGAGGAAUUCCAACAGAUUUAUCCCAAGCCGGGCCGACACGAACACGACGCCAACGAGAUCUUCCAGUCCGUCCAGAACUGCAUCGAAGGCGCGGUGAAGAAAUUCGAAUCGGACGGCCAUCGCAAAGGCGCCAUCAAAGCCAUCGGCAUCACCAACCAACGAGAGACGAUCGUAUGCUGGAACAUCAAGACCGGCGAGACGAUCCACAACGCCAUCGUCUGGACCGACACGCGGACGGCAUCCAUCGCCCGGGAACUCAGAGCGAGACCGGGGAGCGACAAGAUCAAGGACCUAUGCGGCCUCCCGUUCUCCUCAUAUCCCACCGUCACCAAACUGCUCUGGCUGCUCAAAAACGAUGAGACGAUUCGGAAGACCUACGAGGCGGAGGAGCUCGCCGUCGGCACCGUCGACUCUUGGCUGACCUACAAGCUCAACGGCGGUGCGCGAAACCCCGUCUUCGUCACCGAUGCCUCCAACGCCAGCCGCACCAUGCUCAUGGACCUUCACACCGUGUCCUACAGCGACGAGCUGUUCAAGUUCUUCUCCUACGAGUUCGACCUCCACAAGAUCCACUUCCCGAAGAUCGCCAAGUCGUCCUGCGCGGAGUCCUACGGGAGCAUCGCCGACGGGGCCCUCCGAGGCUGCCCCAUCGCCGGCUGCCUGGGCGACCAAUCCGCCGCGCUCGUCGGGCAGAAGGGCUACGAACCCGGCAGCGCGAAGAACACCUACGGGACGGGGUGUUUCCUGCUGUACAACGUCGGCGGGACGCCGGUCAUCUCACGGCACGGGCUGCUCGCGACCGUGGCGUACGAUUUCGGCACGCCGACCUAUGCCCUCGAGGGCAGCAUCGCCGUGGCCGGCUCCGGCGUGAAGUUCCUGAUGAAGAACUUCGGCUUCGGCGACUCCUCCGAAGCCAUCACCGAAUUGGCGGGCUCGGUGGAGGACAGCGGCGGGUUGGUCUUCGUCACGGCGUUCAGCGGGCUCUUCGCGCCGUAUUGGAUCGACGAUGCGCAAGGCACCAUGUUCGGCAUCACCCACCACACCUCCCGCGGCCACAUCGCGCGCGCCACGCUCGAGGCCGUCUGCUUCCAGACCAAAGCGAUCCUGCACGCGAUGGAGCAGGACAGCUCGCGGCGGCUGCACGGGCUCACCGUCGACGGGGGGAUGGCGCAGUCGGACCUGUGCAUGCAGAUCCAGGCGGACAUCAGCCAGCGGCCGAUCGCGCGCCCCAAGAUGCUGGAGACCACCGCCCUCGGCGCCGCCAUCGCGGCCGGCCUGGCGCUCGGCGUGUGGACCGGCCUGGAGGAACUGAAGGGGGCGAGCGAGGAGGGCGGGACGGUCUUCGAACCUGCCAUCGGUCGCGCCGAGAGCGAGAGGUCGUUCGCGAGGUGGGAGCGCGCCGUGCGCAUGUGUCGGGGCUGGCUGGAGGACGGGGACGAGGAGAAGGUCGGUGAUGUUGAUGAUGAUGAGACUGCUCACGAUGGAGUCGAGAAGAAGGACGAGUAG
Molecule: messenger RNA, 1614 nt
Organism: Dissoconium aciculare CBS 342.82
Lineage: Eukaryota; Fungi; Ascomycota; Dothideomycetes; Mycosphaerellales; Dissoconiaceae
Product: glycerol kinase
Exons: 3
Coding region: 1-1614 (537 amino acids)
Biological process (GO): glycerol metabolic process; glycerol-3-phosphate biosynthetic process; triglyceride metabolic process
Cellular component (GO): mitochondrion
Molecular function (GO): glycerol kinase activity
Source: RefSeq, a predicted model, not a curated record